CCUCUCUUUUCCACAGUUACUAAAGGCAUACUUUUUUUUUUUAGGCUUAAAUACAAAAUAAGAAUGUCGAUAGUCACAGUCCAGCUUGGUCAGUGUGGUAAUCAAAUUGGUCAUGAGGUGUUUAAUGCUAUCUGCAGUGACGUCUAUGGCACACAUGGGUUAUGUUCCAAGAAGGAGAACGAAUCCUACCAUGAUGCUUGCAAAGAACGUUUUUUCUGCGAGGAGGAAGCUGAAGUACCUGUUGCCCGAGCUGUACUUGUUGACAUGGAACCUAAAGUAAUCAGCCAGACCUUAUCAGUGGCGGCUGGGUCUGGCUACUGGAAAUACAAUGAUCGGUCACACUUCUGUCAGAAGCAAGGGUCUGGGAACAACUGGGCAAAUGGUUACUCUGUUCACGGCCCUAGACACAAAGAAGUAAUAAUGAAUCUGGUACAAAAAGAAGCAGAGAAAUGCGAUCGUCUCAGUGGAUUUUUCACAAUAAUGAGCAUGGCUGGUGGUACAGGAUCCGGCUUGGGAGCAUUUGUGACCCAGUGUUUAAGAGAUGCUUUUCCAACCUCAUUUGUACUCAACCAUGUUAUCUGGCCCUACGGCACUGGGGAGGUCAUUGUUCAAAACUACAACUCUGUUUUAACUCUGUCACAUCUGUACCAGUCAUCAGAUGCCCUUCUUGUGCAUGAAAAUGAUGUCAUCCACAAGAUCUGUGCUCAGCUGAUGAAUAUUAAACAGAUCUCCUUCAGGGAUGUAAAUCAAGUUAUUGCACAUCAACUGGGGAGUGUUUUCCAGCCCACUUACACAGCGGAAAGUGGCUUACACUACAGCAGAAACCCGUUAGGAGCCUUAAUGGAGACGUUAGUUCCACACCCCGAAUUCAAGAUGUUGGGUCUUCGUAACAUACCUCAGAUGCCUGAAAACUCCCUUGCUUAUAGCACAUUCAGUUGGCCUGGACUCAUCAAACAUUUAAGACAGAUGCUCAUUGCUAAUGCUAAAAUGGAGGAAGGUAUUGAUUGGCAAGUACGACCACCACGUCUAGGCUCCUCCAUCCUUUCCAGUCAUUCCACAAAGAAGCCGCUGCAUUUCAAUACUUCCAUUGCCAACCUGGUUAUCCUGCGAGGAAAAGAUAUGCACAGCGUUGACUUAGGAAGUUUCCGAGAUCCCUCGUUAUAUACAUCCUGGCUAAACCCUCGGGACGCUUUUAAUGCAUGGAAAACACCAAGAGCGUUUAACAAGUAUGAAAAGUCUGCUUCUUUGGUCAGCAAAAAAAAAAUUGACAAUGUUGUAGGAAAAGCUUGGAAUAUGUUUGCUUCCAAAGCCUAUAUUCACCAGUACACAAAAUUCGGAAUUGAAGAGGAAGAUUUCCUGGACAGCUUCACAGCUCUGGAACAAGUUAUCUCCAGUUACACCAGCCUUUGAUUUUUUUGAAAUGGUCUGAAGUAGAGCUUUCCUGAAAGAAUCCAGCACUUGAAAACCUUCCAUCAACUUCCUGAAGUAUAUAAAUUACUGGACCGUAAUUAUUUUUCAGUCUUGUAAGCAGUGUGUGCAUGUGUUAGAAUAGUAAGAACUGAAUCAGAACUGAAUACAUUCUUAUAUGGGCUGGUAUUAUUAAUAUUUAAUAUCUCUAAUAAACAGCUACUUUUCAAUACAUUUGCUAUGUACUGUAGUUAACUCUUUGAACAUCAUUUUUGGCAUGUGCAUAUUUUACAUACAGAAGGAUUU
This is a messenger RNA of Phaethon lepturus (White-tailed tropicbird), 1713 nucleotides long. It is a transcript of the gene TUBD1, whose product is annotated as tubulin, delta 1. Gene Ontology annotation, molecular function: structural constituent of cytoskeleton; GTP binding. Gene Ontology annotation, cellular component: cytoplasm; microtubule. Gene Ontology annotation, biological process: mitotic cell cycle; microtubule cytoskeleton organization. NCBI's taxonomy places the organism in Eukaryota, Metazoa, Chordata, Aves, Phaethontiformes, Phaethontidae. The record is from RefSeq and is a predicted model, not a curated record.